Molecule: messenger RNA, 1270 nt
Organism: Fragaria vesca subsp. vesca
Lineage: Eukaryota; Viridiplantae; Streptophyta; Magnoliopsida; Rosales; Rosaceae
Product: gibberellin 3-beta-dioxygenase 4-like
Exons: 2
Coding region: 2-1015 (337 amino acids)
Molecular function (GO): dioxygenase activity
Source: RefSeq, a predicted model, not a curated record
AAUGCCAGAAUCACAUCACUCUUCUUCUGUUAAACUUCCCAUGCUAGACAUCUCUCAGCCUUUGAACUCAUUAGCUUCUGAUUUGCCCUCUCUUUCUGAAGCCUUGAAAACAUGGGGUUUCUUCCACAUCACCAAUCAUGGGAUCUCCAAAGAUAUUUUCACAAAACUACAUUCUCUUUCAAAUCACCUUUUCAGCCUCCCUUCUGAUACCAAACUCAAGCUUGGUCCUUUCUCUUCUAUAAAAACGUAUACCCCUCAUUUCAUAGCCUCCCCCUUCUUUGAAAGCCUUAGAGUUUCUGGACCAAAGUUCUCUGAGUCUGCUCAAACUUCUGCAGAUGUUCUCUUUGACCAACACAAUUCUGAAUUCAGUGAGGUAUUACAUGAAUAUGGGAGCAAGAUGGCAGAAUUGUCUCAAAAAAUCAUUAAGAUUGCUUUGAUGAGCUUGCGGGAGGAUUUUGAGAAGAAAUACUAUGAAUCUGAAUUUCAGAAUUGCCAUGGUUACUUGAGAAUGAACAACUACUCAUCUCCUUCAGAUGGUUUGGAAGAUCAUGAUGAGGUUGAAGGACUUGGAAUGCACACAGACAUGAGCUGUGUGACAAUUGUGUACCAAGAUGAAAUUGGAGGACUUCAAGUGAGAUCAAAAGAAGGUAAGUGGAUGGACAUAAGGCCAUGUGAGGGAACCUUGGUAGUGAACGUUGGUGACAUGUUUCAAGCUUGGAGCAAUGAGAAGUUGAGAUCAUCAGAACAUAGAGUGAUUCUCAGGCAGCCUGUAAACCGCUUUUCGCUAGCCUUCUUCUGGUGUUUUGAAGAUCAGAAGGUGAUUUCUGCACCAGAUGAUGUGGUGGGAGAAGGGAAUGUGAGGAUUUAUGAACCGUUUGUUUGCUUGGAUUAUUUGAAAUUCAGGGAGAGCAAUGAGAGAGGGAAAUUUGAGAAGGUUGGGUUUACUGUGAGGGGUUUUGCAGGGAUCAAAAACCAGCAAGUUAUCAAAUGUGACAGUGGGAAGCGUGGCUUGUAAUUAGUGUCUGAGUUAUAGACUUGUUAUUAACCUUAACAUGUCUUGUAAUUAGUGUGUAUAUAGUUUGAAGCUAAAUUAAUUUGUAUAUGCCAGUGUGCUUGAGUGAGAUAUGCAGAGAAGAAAUGGGGUUGGUAGGUUGAGUUUGGGGAGCUUAAUUUGAGUUGUUCAUUAUUUGAAAGGAGAAAGGUGUAUACAGUGGAAUCCCAACUUCCAACCUAUGCAUUCUUAUUAUACUAUCCUUGUAUUGCUGCCUAU